Molecule: messenger RNA, 1838 nt
Organism: Doryrhamphus excisus (bluestripe pipefish)
Lineage: Eukaryota; Metazoa; Chordata; Actinopteri; Syngnathiformes; Syngnathidae
Gene: zfyve19
Product: zinc finger, FYVE domain containing 19
Biological process (GO): abscission; mitotic cytokinesis checkpoint signaling
Cellular component (GO): cleavage furrow; midbody; centrosome
Molecular function (GO): metal ion binding; phosphatidylinositol-3-phosphate binding
Source: RefSeq, a predicted model, not a curated record
CACGUACAACAGCGACAUAGAAUAUGUAAGUGAAUAGUUUUAUUACCAAUACCAAUUUAUUACCAAUAUUACCUUGCAAACCGCCUGUGUCAAAUAUCAACGUUUCUAUGGCGAGUUACCUUGCAGCAGUAGAGUGGGUGUCGCCUGUGAAUACUUUGAAUGAGGACCGCCGAAGGAAUCAGACAAAGAUGAUUGGAGGAAUUACCAAACGGAAAUGACGUCGAUUAACAGUUUCCGGAGUAGUUCCUGUUUUGAGUGUGACGUUUCUAGUAAUGAGUUUGAUGUCAAAUUAUUGCUCUAAUAGUGGCGUGGCCUUACAUAUUUACUGGCGAUAGCAAUAUUUGUCCAUUUGUAAGUGACUGUUUAGGGACUUGACGCGGGUCGGUAUGGAUAACCGUUGUUAUUGUUGUACAUCCAAGUUCGGCGUCUUUAAAAAGGAGCUGGGUUGUAAAAGCUGUGGGCGCUCUUUCUGCGCCAACUGUUUGACUUUGAAUGCUGUGGUGCCACGUUGUGGCAACACCCAGCAGAAGGUCUGCAAGCAAUGCCAUGAUAAUCUUACGAGUGGGAUACCUUCAAGUGAUGCAGGGAGAUGGUCACCUCCUGAAAACUACAAAAAACGGGUUGCUGCAUAUGAAGCCAAACAGCAAGGGCAGAAGACACAUCCACAUGGAUCCAGUAGAUAUGCUCUCACAGGUCUCCCCCCACCGAAAGGCUUGAGUAAGGAAGAUGAGGCAAUUGCCGAAAGGCUUCAAAAGCUGAAAGAGGACACUCCACCAAAAUCUGUCCCAUCUGACAAAGAGCUUGAGGCUCGCCUUGCUGCCCUUCAAGCUCCCAGCAAGCCAGUGCCUUCUUCACAGGAAAUGGAGGAUCGGCUAGCAGCUUUAAGGGGCCAACCUCUUCCUUCACAAGCUCCUCCACCUGUCCACCGGCCUCCAGAUAACAGGACUCAGACUGAACAAGUGAAUGACCUUCUCACUCAGAUGACAGAGGAAGUUGUCAUUGAUAAUCAGCAUUCAGAUGCUGGAUGCAGUGAAGACGACCGAAUGAAUGAUCUCAACAAAGGAGAGGAGUGGACAGUAGAUGACAAUCUGGAGCAGAACCAGGAUUCAGGGAGGCAGCUUGAGACUGAGGCAGCCCGUGUUCUUGAGGAGGCUAGAGAGGAGCUGAAGAAGGAUCAUCAUUCUGAUGAGCAGAUUCUCUCCAUGGCCAGGAGGCUUGCACAGUUGAAAGGACACGACCCAGACAAAGUUAAGAUGGAGGACUUGAAACGGGCCGACAGUGAUGAGGAGACAGAGGAUGAAGCCAUAAUGAGGGUGUUAAAGCAGCUCUCAGAAGAAGCUGCGCUGGAUGAAGCCAGUGGCUACAACAUACCACCAGAACACAGUGGACCUCGCAACAUAGAAAAGAAAAAAUCAUCUCAGAAAUCUACUCAAGCCCUGGCAGCUAAGACUAGGAUUUCAUCGACAGCUAUAAACACGGUGCAUCAGCCAUCUGACAGUGACGAUGAUGAACUUCCGUGGUGCUGCAUCUGUAAUCACGACGCCGCUCUACGUUGUCACACCUGCGAUGGAGACUUAUACUGCAACCGCUGCUUCAGGGAAGGACAUGAUAAAUAUGACAGGAAAGAACAUCGCACCUCCAAUUACACUGCACCAAAGAAGAAAAGGAAGUCCUGAUAGUGGCACUGAUGGCCUUACCAGUUCGGGUGAACUUGUGCUUUCCCAUGAAUUAAUGGUGAUAGGAAUAUCUCACAAGAUCUCUAAAACAAAUUCAACAGUAGUAAUCCAGUCAUCUGAAAUAUACAUGUACUAUGUAAAUUCAUCUUAAUAAAGUCUUGA